AUGUCAGGCUCAGUCAACAGAUCCAACAGCUUCCAAAAAGCAGAUAGCAUGGAUGCCAAGGAAACUUCCACAGUCGACCGAAAGUGGGUUGCCCUAACGGCGUACCAACCCGUGGACGUCGUCACCAAAACGGUUGAAGUUCCCGUUAUCAAAACGGUAGAAAAAUUUGUCCCAAAAACAAUCAUUCAAGAGAAAAUCAUCCACGUGCCUAAGAAUGUCACCCACAUUGUAGAAAAAAUCGUAGAGGUACCAGAAGUUAAGUAUAUAGAAAAAAUUGUUGAAGUGCCACACAUUCACUACAAGAAUAAGUACGUGCCCAAAAUUGAAGUUGUAGAGAAGGUUGUGGAGAGACAGAAAAUUAUCGAAAAAUGGCAUGACAAAAUUGUGGAAGUACCUCAAAUUAAGGAAGUCGUCAGAUUUAAAGAAAUUGAAGAUGCUGAGGAAGUUAUAAAAUACAUUCCAAGAAACUCAAAAAAUAUUAACUGGGAAGAGGAGUACCAGAAGUACACGCAACGAAAGGGACAAGAGAGAUACAGCUUGGAUAACAACGCCUAUCAGCAGAAGAUGAGCUCCUACAAUGACUAUAAUGAGAAGGCGUACUCGCAAAAUGCCUACAGCAGAAGUCUAGAUUUUAUGAACAAGCAAUCUUCCAGCCUAAAUAAUCAGAGCAAUAUCAGGAGCGAAGAUUUUUCCCAAAUUAAUUUCUUCAACCAGUACAUCGGAAGUGCCGGGGCAAGUUACGACAAGCAGAGAAACAGCGUCCCCACCUCCAGCUUCGACGCGCGCGGCAGCUUGCAGUUGAAGAGAAUGCCCUCCGAGGAGGCCAAGCCCGUCGGCUGCUGCACCUCCGCCUGCACUUGAGCGGUUAGGCGGGUUGGCGGCAGGUCGGUCGGCUGGCCGCAUCCCCUUUUUAUCCACAUUUCGAUACCCCCCGUUGUAUGAUGAAGCGCAUCGUGGGAAGCUUCUGCGCGUCGCCCCUUUUUGUGUGCAACUGUGACGGCGAAGCGGCGUCGUAGCGAGGCUGUCCAGACGUUCAGACGUUCAGACGCUCAGACGCUCAGACGUUCAGACGCUCAGACGCUCAGACGUUCAGACGCUCAGACGUUCAGACGUUCAGACGCUCAGACGUUUUUACGACGCU
Molecule: messenger RNA, 1141 nt
Organism: Plasmodium vivax (malaria parasite P. vivax)
Lineage: Eukaryota; Apicomplexa; Aconoidasida; Haemosporida; Plasmodiidae
Exons: 1
Coding region: 1-861 (286 amino acids)
Source: RefSeq, a predicted model, not a curated record